This is a messenger RNA of Acanthosepion pharaonis, 684 nucleotides long. The record is from the annotation of a GenBank genome assembly. Lineage: Eukaryota; Metazoa; Mollusca; Cephalopoda; Sepiida; Sepiidae.
AUGCUGUUCAUAUAUACAUCAGUCUGUCCCUAUCUAUCUAUCUAUCUAUCUAUCUAUCUAUCUCAGACAAUUUCUUUCUUUUCUAUCUCAGUCACUUUAUCUAUCUAUCUAUCUAUCUAUCUAUCUAUCUAUCUGUGUGUCUAUCUAUCUCAGUCAAUUUCUUUCUUUUCUAUCUAUCUCAGUUACUUUAUCUAUCUAUCUAUCUAUCUCUGCUUGUUCGUUUUGUAUCUAUCCAUCUAUCUAUCUAUCUAUCUCAGUCUGUUCAUGUUUGUCUAUCUAUCCUUCUCACUCAAUUUCUUUUCUGUUUAUCUAUUUAUCUAUCUCAGUCAUUUUCUUUUCUAUCUAUCUCAGUCUGCUCGUAUCUAUCUAACUCACUUCAUCUAUCUAUCUAUCUAUCUAUCUAUCUAUCUAUCUAUCUAUCUGUCUGUCUGUCUGUCUUUCUGUCUGUCUAUCAUUCUAUAUCUCAUUCUAUUUAUCCGUCUACCUAUUUCUUUCCUUCUAUUUAUCUAUCUCUCUCUUUUAAUAUCACUUCAUUUUAACCACGAUGUAUCAUCUCUCUCACUCUGCACUAAUCUAUCUAUCUCUUUAUCUAUCUCAAUCUUUUCCUAUCUAUCUAUGUAUCUAUCUAUCUAUCUAUCUGUAUUUCAGUCAGUGUAUCUCCCCAGUCUGUUCAUUCCUAUCUAA